Molecule: messenger RNA, 927 nt
Organism: Closterium sp. NIES-65
Lineage: Eukaryota; Viridiplantae; Streptophyta; Zygnematophyceae; Desmidiales; Closteriaceae
Source: the annotation of a GenBank genome assembly
AUGCUUCUGAUCCAAAAUACUUACACCAGGUCCUUCAACAACCUUAUGGUGCCUCCAUUCCUUCGCCCGUCCCUCUCUCUGCAGGCCCACCACCCCAUCGACGUGGUAUACAAUGAGCUGCACCCGCAGUGGAACAAGAGCGUCGCCUACUUCCUGCGCUGGCGCCCCCGCCUCAAGUCCCUCGCGCUCACCUUCACACACGUCAAACAGAUCGACAACCUCUGCUCGCCACGUACCAAGUCAUUCCCUGCCCUCACCUCCCUCAGUCUCAAGCUGCGCGGCUGUGCCGACAAAGCCUACCUGUUUGACGAAGUCGAGAAGGAUGAUGAAGAGGACGAAGCGGAGGAGAAUUUCUGGGCGGCAGCUGCAGCAGAGGGAACAAAAGGAGGAGGAGAAGGGGGGGGGGGGGGGGGGGGGGGCUAUGCACGGCCUCCCCGGGCGCCAAAGCAGGCGGCAGAGGGGGCGACGCCUGCCCCCCCCUUCGAGGUCGCGGCCCCCGAAGGAGCCGCGAUAGGGAAGAAGGCAUACGUGAUUGCGAUCAAGAGGCGGAUCACGCCUGAGAAGCUCGCGAAUUUCCCUGAUGCUGGUGAGUGUGACGUGCUGGUGCUGGUGGCGUGUGCGGAGGGGGUAAUCCUGGAUGACAUGGGGCAGGGCAGCAGCGGGAGUGGCAGUGGUAGCAGUGGCAGCAGCGGUGGCGGGAGCAGGGCGUUUUAUGCGCCGGUGGUGACGCCGUUUGAGGCGCUGAUGGCGCUGGAAGAGGGGCGGGAGUGGACGGGGGAGUAUCGGAUGCUGCUGGAUGGUGCUGGGGUGGUAGCAGGAGGAAGUGGAGCAGGGGUGAGGAAGGGAGAGGGAGGUUCAGGGGAUGAGAAUGGGGAAGGAGAUGGGGAAGGUGGGGAGGAUGUGGCUCCUUGGUUCUUCUUUGUAUAA